This is a messenger RNA of Mesoplodon densirostris (Blainville's beaked whale), 648 nucleotides long. RefSeq names its product ATP synthase peripheral stalk subunit d (gene ATP5PD). Gene Ontology annotation, molecular function: proton transmembrane transporter activity. The record is from RefSeq and is a predicted model, not a curated record. The transcript has 6 exons. Gene Ontology annotation, biological process: proton motive force-driven ATP synthesis. NCBI's taxonomy places the organism in Eukaryota, Metazoa, Chordata, Mammalia, Artiodactyla, Ziphiidae. The coding region runs from base 75 to 578 and encodes 167 amino acids.
ACUUGGCAGAGGGGUCCGAGAGGAAGUCUGAGAAAGCUACAAAGAUGCCUUAGCUCACCCUGACCCAGUUCUGGAUGCAUCUGGCACAGGCGAUGGCUGGACGGAAACUUGCUCUAAAAGCCAUCGACUGGGUAGCUUUUGGGGAGAUCAUACCCCGCAACCAGAAGGCUGUUGCUAACUCCCUGAAAUCCUGGAAUGAGAUCCUCACCUCCAGGUUGGCCGCUCUGCCUGAGAAGCCACCUGCUAUCGACUGGGCUUACUACAAGGCCACUGUGGCAAAGGCUGGCUUGGUGGAUGACUUUGAGAAGAAGUUUAAUGCCCUGAAGGUUCCUAUGCCGGAGGAUAAAUACACUGCCCAGGUGGAUGCUGAAGAAAAAAAUGAUGUGAAAAUAUGUGCUGAGUUUGUGUCUCUCUCUAAGACCAGGAUUGAGGAAUACGAGAAAGAGCUGGAGAAGAUGAAGAACAUAAUUCCAUUUGAUCAGAUGACCAUUGAGGACUUGAAUGAAGUCUUCCCAGACACCAAGUUAGAUAAGAAGAAGUAUCCCUACUGGCCUCACCAGCCAAUUGAGCAAUUGUAAACUUGAGUCUGGGAGAAAGCUCUGGCCCUUGAAUUAUAAACUCUGGACAUUAAACAUAAUUAUAUAGUGC